AUGCAGGAUGGAGAGGAAUUCAUGCUCCACCGGCAGCGGGGGCCUCCCUUCUGGGUUAGCGUGCUGAUCUUGGGCAUAUUGUUCCCGUGCUUCUUUGGCUGGACCAUAGUAGGCACUGUUUGGUUUCUUGAAGUACAAGAGGAGACGCCAUAUUGCUUGCCGCGGGAGAGCCACCCGUGGUUUUUCACUUUUUGGCUAGCUCUUUGUUAUAUUUGGAUUUUAAUAUACAUCAUUUUUAUCGCGACUGCAGUAGUUUGCGAGUAUAGAGCCCGAAGAAUGGAAAGGGAUCUCCAAAUUCUGCAGAAUGAAGAUAUGAUUCGGCGCUGGGGCCGAAUUCGCAUUUUCUCGGACUACGGAAUAUACAUUUUCCGUCGCGGCUUAACUCCCGACCAAGUUGCGAGAAUACCUUGGCAAAAGCUUGAGUAUGACCCGACAGAGAUGAUGCCAUGCUCGAUUUGUUUGGAGGAGUUUGCAGCCGGUGAUAAUGUCCGAAUUCUUCAGGCGUGUGGCCACAUCUUCCACAAGUGGUGA
Eimeria necatrix is the source of this 531-nucleotide messenger RNA. Its product is annotated as zinc finger (C3HC4 RING finger) protein, putative. The transcript is spliced from 5 exons. The coding region runs from base 1 to 531 and encodes 176 amino acids. Lineage: Eukaryota; Apicomplexa; Conoidasida; Eucoccidiorida; Eimeriidae. Gene Ontology annotation, biological process: sugar mediated signaling pathway. Gene Ontology annotation, molecular function: ubiquitin-protein transferase activity. The record is from RefSeq and is a predicted model, not a curated record.